Messenger RNA from Erythranthe guttata (spotted monkey flower), 970 nucleotides. Its product is annotated as antigenic heat-stable protein. The record is from RefSeq and is a predicted model, not a curated record. Lineage: Eukaryota; Viridiplantae; Streptophyta; Magnoliopsida; Lamiales; Phrymaceae.
UGUAAGGCUGCAAUUAGCCCAAAAACAUUUUCUAACCCGAACCUAAUUUUAUAUCCGACCCGGAAAAGUACUCCAAUAUAAGAGCAGGCGAUACGGCGUCGUAUCUUAUUCUGUCACAGUUUGUUCAAUCUCCCAAAUUAUAAUUCUGAAAUCGACGAAACCCAGAAAAAUCAGACAGCUCGAUUACUUCAAUGGGAUCGAAUGUGAUAACGCCAGAUGACGUACUGGAGACUCUCAUGAACGACGGCACAAUCGAUGCAAUCCGGUUGAAAAUUAUUAAUCAGCUCAAAGCGAACGAGGAUCUGAAGAGCAACACGAUAAAAAUGGUGGAACAGAGUAAGGUCCUCAAUACCCCCGGUGCUGAGAAACAGACUAAACGAGAGUUAUUUGACGCUCUUCGACAAGAGCUUGAAACCCCAGUACUCGAGAAGGCGUCUAGAUCGGUGUGGGACUUAAUUUUGGACCAGAAUGGUUUGGGGAAAGAGAUUAGUGAUACCGUUGAGAGAGUUUUUUGUCAACUAAGUGGCCACGAGCCACCGUUAUUUCCUACGGUAAUCAGUGAAGCACAGCCAGAGAAAGGAAAGGACAUUAUUACCCCUUCAACUUCAUCCAAGAAACGGAGUUUUAGUCACAUAAGUAAAGAAGAAGCAGAUGCAGCUGCACAAGAUUCGGCCAAGGGAUCAGAUGAAGCUGCAGCAUUAUCGCCCAAUUCAAGAAAAUAGAAUGUGUGUUUACGAUUCUGCCCCUUGCAUGACCUGGCACGAACCGGAGCAUAAUUCUUAAAGUAAGGAAUAUCGCGAUCUGAUUCUUCUCGAGAAAAAGCGAUAACUCGAUAACUCCUUUCACUAGUUACUCUCUUGUAGUAGUAACAAGUAAGUUCACAUGUGUUGAAUUUUGUCUCUUGUCUGUAUAUCUUUGUUUGCUGUAGUUCUUGGAUUAGUACAGUUUUAUAAAAUGGUACCAGUUUAUU